Nothobranchius furzeri (turquoise killifish) is the source of this 4762-nucleotide messenger RNA. RefSeq names its product FERM domain containing kindlin 2 (gene fermt2). The record is from RefSeq and is a predicted model, not a curated record. Gene Ontology annotation, cellular component: extrinsic component of cytoplasmic side of plasma membrane; focal adhesion. Gene Ontology annotation, biological process: cell-matrix adhesion; integrin-mediated signaling pathway. Gene Ontology annotation, molecular function: integrin binding. NCBI's taxonomy places the organism in Eukaryota, Metazoa, Chordata, Actinopteri, Cyprinodontiformes, Nothobranchiidae.
UGUUGGAGGUGAGAAGGGACCAGUAAGCCGCCAGUGGGCGAGCAGAAACUCCCAGUAAGAAAGGAAAAGUGGGACUGGAAGCAGUGACGUUAUCCACUGGAGGGAGGGCUGGACUCCAUUAAUCCGAAGCCUGCUGGAAAACUGUUUGGGAUACUCCACUUCUCCGGCGAGUUCUUCGGGAUUUAUUCCUAUUUUUUCCCAUAUUCAUGACUCUCUAGAUGAACUGAAGAAGGAAGAGUGGUUCUCCACCGUGUUAUUGGCUGCUUUGGUGUGUUUUAUCCGUCUUUGUGAAGGAUGGCACUGGAUGGAAUCCGGAUGCCUGAUGGCUGCUAUGCUGAUGGGACAUGGGAGCUGAAGAUGCACGUCACCGACCUCAAUAGGGACGUGUUUCUGAGAGUCACCGGGGAAAUCCACAUUGGUGGAGUUAUGCUCAAACUUGUGGAGAAGCUAGAUGUGAAGAAGGACUGGUCAGACCACGCGCUGUGGUGGGAAAAGAAGAAGACAUGGCUGCUGAAAACCCACUGGACGUUGGACAAGUAUGGCAUCCAGGCUGAUGCCAGGCUGCUCUUCACGCCGCAACACAAACUGCUGCGCCUCCAGCUGCCCAACAUCAAACACAUGAUGGUCAAAGUGAACUUCUCAGACCGGGUCUUCAAGGCCGUGUCGGACAUCUGCAAAACUUUCAAUAUCCGCCAUCCAGAGGAGCUAUCUCUACUGCGCAAACCCCGCGAUCCUAAGAAGAAAAAGAAAAAGUUGGAGGAGGCGGAAGAGGACGAUCUGGAGCUGGAAGGUCCACUAUUUACUCCUGGAUCAGCCUCUGAAAUAAUUUACAUCGGACCUGUCAAAGGGAGCAUCUACUCCAGUCCAGGCUUGUACAGUAAGACCAUGACCCCCACUUAUGACUCCAGAGACGGCAGCCCUCUGUCACCCACCUCAGCCUGGUUUGGAGACAGUCCUCUGUCUGAGGGCAACCCCAGCAUCCUUGCUGUCAGCCAGCCAAUUUCCUCCCCAGAUGUCCUGGUCAAACUUUACAAGCCUCAGUCCCUUCUGGACAAAGCCAAAAUAAAUCAGGGGUGGUUGGACUCAUCCAGGUCCCUCAUGGAGCAAGAUGUAAAAGAGAACGAAGUUCUCCUGCUGAGGUUUAAGUACCACAGUUUCUUUGACCUUAACCCUAAGUAUGAUGCCAUCCGAGUAAACCAGCUGUAUGAACAGGCCAAGUGGGCCAUCCUGCUGGAGGAAAUUGAGUGCACAGAGGAGGAAAUGAUGAUGUUUGCGGCCCUGCAGUAUCACAUCAACAAGCUUUCAAUCGUGUCUUCUGACAACCACAUGAAUAACAGCGAGAAGGAGGUGGAUGAGGUGGACGCAGCCCUGUCUGACCUGGAGAUUACUUUGGAGGGGGGGAAAACGUCCAAUUCGCUGGGUGACAUCACAUCUAUUCCUGAGCUAGCAGACUAUGUCAAAGUCUUCAAACCCAAGAAACUGACUCUGAAGGGUUACAAGCUGUACUGGUGCACGUUCAAGGACAUCACAAUUUCCUGUUACAAGAGUAAAGAGGAGGCACACGGAACACCUGCUCACCAAAUGAAUCUGAGAGGUUGCGAGGUAACGCCAGAUGUUAAUAUCUCGGGUCAGAAAUUCAACAUCAAGUUGCUAAUACCCGUGGCUGAUGGCAUGAAUGAGAUUUGGCUUCGGUGUGACACGGAGAAACAGUAUGCUCACUGGAUGGCUGCAUGCCGCUUGGCCUCCAAAGGGAAGACCAUGGCCGACAGCUCGUACAAUCUGGAGGUCCAGAACAUUCUCUCCUUCCUCAAGAUGCAGCACCUGAACCCCGACCCGCAGUUCAUUGAACCAAUCACCACUGACAUCAACCCAGAGUGUCUGGUAUCGCCACGCUACCUUAAGAAGUACAAGAACAAGCAGCCAGGCUAUGUCAGAGACUUGAUUUCCGCCAGGAUUCUUGAAGCUCACCAGAACGUUGCCCAAAUGAGUCUCAUUGAGGCCAAGAUGCGCUUCAUCCAGGCAUGGCAGUCUUUGCCAGAGUUUGGAAUCACUCAUUUCCUUGCAAAGUUCCAGGGUGGGAAGAAAGAAGAGUUGAUCGGAAUCACCUACAAUCGGUUGAUCCGAAUGGAUGCCCACACUGGAGAUGCCAUCAAGACCUGGCGCUUCAGCAACAUGAAACAGUGGAACGUCAACUGGGAGAUCAAGAUGGUGACUGUGGAAUUCGCAGACGAGCCCAGCCUGUCCUUCAUCUGUGCAGAAGUGGACUGCAAGGUGGUCCACGAGUUCAUUGGCGGUUACAUCUUCCUGUCGACACGCGCCAAGGACCAGAACGAGUCGCUAGACGAGGAAAUGUUCUAUAAGCUGACCAGCGGCUGGGUCUGAGCCAAACUGGGUUGCAUCGUUGUCAGGGAUUCUGGGCCAGGGUUCUAGGAGGGGAGAAGGGUGGGGGGUGGGAUUAUUUUAUUGUAUUCUUUUUGUCUUUGUGUUUAACUGUGCUGAAGAAGCCAGAGCAGCUUGACUGUUGCCAUGGCUGACACAUUGUUAUAGUUUAUAUAUAUAUAUAUAUAUUUGCAUUAAUGCUGAUGAGAAUAUUUGUCACUACUCUUAUUUUCUGGUUGGUACAGUGCAGGUGAUGUCCUUGAAUAACCUCUGCUCUACUUUUUUAAAUGGUUGCCGUCAAACUUGCAUCCAUAACAAUCCUGUAGUCGAAUGGGCUCGACACACGGGAGGCGACAAACGACCGCGAUCAGCGAAAUUUGUCGCCGUCGCUUUUAUUACCUGACACACGGGAGGCGAUCCGCAGCAGCGGCCAGCGGAUUUGCCGUCUACGCGUUCUGUUCCAUGGCGAAAUCGAAACUUCCGUUGUUUUGUUUGGCUGUGUCAGGUUGGAGGGAAUUAAGGUUAUUUAAGCGGUUCAGAGUUAAUAAAGUGGUAGAUAUGAUGUUUCACAAGGUGCUGCUAGAGUUAUGUGAAAUCUUACUUGUGAUUUUACUAUAUAAAACAUAAUAAUAAUCAACUUCUCCUCCGUGUUUGCUCGGAGAUGUACGGAGCAUCCUGUCCGCUCAUUGGUCAGUGAAUGAAACCUCCGUUGAUUGGUCCUCGUCUGAGCGACAGCGAUGAAAAGUUGAAAAUGUUUCAACUUUCUGGGAUCGUGUCAUUGGGUCGCCUGUGCACGACACGUGCACGAGCGCAAAAUUUCACACGCACGUUUUUCGCGUUUCGCUUGGUAGGAGGGAGACCCUCGAUUAUCGCUUUGUCGCGCAUGUCUCAUUGAAAAUGAAUGGAGAGGCGAUGUCGCCUCCCGUGUGUCGAGCCCAAAACACCAGAGUUAGUCCCAAAGAGUAUUUGUCCUCCUCUUUCAUCUUCAGUUGGAUUCAAAGGUCCUUGGGUCACACAUGCGUAUCACCACCAUCCAACUUUAUUCCAGACACGAUCAGGUCCAUAGUAACAAUAAAAGUCAGACAACUACAUAAAUAUAAUUUUUUUAUGUAGUUGCUUUCAUUUAUAUCUAGUAAUUAACCUUAAGCUUAAACAAAGGGGAUCUAAAAUACCAGUAGUCUUUUGUCGCAGCUCUACGUGUCCAUCCUGCCUUACUUAUUAGGGUUUAAACUCUCAUUUAAGCACUUCCUGUUUAUUAAUAAGCUCAUUUUUGCUUGUUUGUCACAAUUUGAUUAUGUAGCAACUGUUUUUGUAUUGAACAGACUGCUGAUGGAGAGCUUGUCAGACAUUACAGAUCAGUGUGCUGGGAUAAGUAAGCAUCCUGUGGGUUUGAUGACCUGCUUCCGUAAUCGUCCGCUGCAUCUUUAGUCUGUUUAUUGCUAUUUUAUUGACCACAGUUUUAAAGCAACCAGAGACUUGAAACCACAGAUGUGCAUGUCCACUACACAACAGGACUAAAAACCUUGAAGCACGUCCAACAUAAAUGCAAAUAGUUUCUUGCACCAAAUAGUAUUAUAUGUUUAUCAGUACACACCAGCGAAAGGUCACAGAUUAAAAGAAAUGAAUAUGCAAACUGUAAUUUUUUUGUUUUGUCUUCAGUAUGAAGGAUUGGUAAAUGAAGUAUUAUUUUUUUGUAACUAAUGUAAAAAAAAAACAAGCAAAACAAACAUUUUAUAGAAUUGUACAGUUUUUUUUUCUGCUUUUGAGGAUUUAGAAGAUUUUUUUUCCCCUUGCAGAAAAAAGGGGGUAAGCCAUCUAUCGUGUAGUGUUCAGAUUAUUGUGGUCCUUCUGUAUUCUCAAAUGAAGAUAUGUAUGAAUAUAUAUGAAGGUGACACUCAUACUCCAGCUUGGGUUAAGAUAAGUUUUUUUUUAAUUGACAGGAUUAAGUGCAAACUCGCCUUCAUAUCCAGUGUUCUCUGUUCUUAAUCUUAUGCCUAAUUGUGUUGGUUUGUUUUUGUCUGGUUCUGAUCUACCGUGUACAACUAAUGUCCAUUUAGCUGUUUUUUUUAAACUGACAUUGAUUUAUGAAGUAAUUCUGACUUGUUGAGGUCUUUUUAAAAGUCUUUCAACCAGAAAAUUUUGAGUGAGCAUUUAUUACUUUUCACAUGAAGAAGACCCUGGAGUUUGUGACAAAGCCACAAAAACAUUAGUGAGAAUAAUAGUUAUAAAAUAAAUAAGAGGUAAGAAAAUAAAAACAACCACAUUUUCGUCCUCUGGUUUUGUUUGCCUUCAGUGUCUGGAGCAGCUGUGCAUGUCUUGCUGCUUUGUUUUUGACUAAAAAUGCAUUUAUUUUAAAAAAGUAAUAAAGUAAUUUUUAUUUAAA